AUGUUGGAACUCGCAGAGAUCAAUCUGCAAAAGUAUCAGAUUUCAGAACUGUUUGGAUUUCUCCCAGCGCAACCUCCUUUGUCCCGUCUACCUCACUCUUGCUACCAGAUCUGGGAGGACACCCUGGACGAGUUUGCUUCGCCUUGCAAAUAUGAAAGUAUUCGGCAGCAGAUGGAUAAUAUGCCAGUGCUAUCCACGGAGGCUUUGGCCACAGAGCCCGAGUGGCGCAGGGCGUAUGUAGUCCUGUCCAUAAUGUCGCAGAUUUACAUAUGGGUCGGCUAUCAACCAAGCAAGAAGCUUCCGAGAUCUCUCACUCUUCCCCUUCUAGAGGUGUCUGCACACCUUGGGGUCGAGCCCUGCGCCUCUUACGCUAGCUUUUGUUUAUGGAAUGUACGCCCCGUGCCGGGUCUGGACUAUCCGGACGCAGAUGUAUACACCAAUCCGGAGAAUCUGACCAUCAUCAAUUCCUUCACUGGGACCAAGGACGAGGAAUGGUUCUUCUGUGUCUCGGCGUCGAUCGAGGUCAUUGGAGGCCGUAUGAUACCCAAGAUGCUGGACGCCAUUGACGCUGCUCGGAACGGACGCCGUGAGCAAGUCACCGAGUUCCUAAACGAGCUCGCCGGUUGCCUUGCGCAGAUAGACGCCACCCUUGGCAGGAUGUACGAGAAGUGCGCGCCGUCGGUGUUCUACUAUCGUGUGCGCCGGUUUCUCACUGGCAGCAAGAGCAUGGGGGGAGUAUGGUACGAGGAUAUCGACAGGCCUGGUGACCUGCGCAGCUACGCCGGGGGAAGCAAUGCGCAGAGCUCUCUCAUCCAGCUCUUGGAUAUGGUGCUCGGUAUCGACCACUGGAACGAGGGUGGAAAUAAAGCAUCCACGUCUGCUGGCUCCUUUCAUCGCCAAAUGCGUGGCUAUAUGCCAGGACCGCAUCGAGACUUUCUCCAACUAAUGUCCCGCGUCGCGAAUAUCCGCCCCUUUGCUCUGGGUCACCCGGCCGGCUCGGAUAUUCGAGCUGCGUAUAAUCGCGCUGUCACCGCUCUGGGGCAGAUUCGUCAGAAGCAUUUGGUCAUGGCUGCACGGUAUAUCAUUGCCCCUGCCCUGAAGGAGAACGGCAAAGAUGGAGUAGAGGUCUUAAGAGGGACUGGCGGAACCGACUUUAUACCCUUAUUGAAAGACGCAAGGGACAGGACCGUUGAGAGGAUAUCUUCCGGGGUUUGUACAAACUGUUAG
Molecule: messenger RNA, 1227 nt
Organism: Aspergillus lentulus
Lineage: Eukaryota; Fungi; Ascomycota; Eurotiomycetes; Eurotiales; Aspergillaceae
Product: indoleamine 2,3-dioxygenase
Biological process (GO): 'de novo' NAD+ biosynthetic process from L-tryptophan
Cellular component (GO): cytoplasm
Molecular function (GO): heme binding; indoleamine 2,3-dioxygenase activity; metal ion binding
Source: RefSeq, a predicted model, not a curated record